AUGAAGUUUGGUCUCCUCGCCUUGAUCUCCUUUGCCCUCACCUUUGUGGCAGCCGCUCCCAUCCAUGCGCCGGACACCCCAUCCUGGUCCCCCGACUCCCCCUCACUCCGCACCAUUGAAGUUGACGGGCGGAUCUACAUCAUCUCCCCAUCCGACCUAUCGUCCUUCCUCUCACCUUACAACGGUGCCAACGAAUUCCACGGUGUCGAUGCACACGUCAUCCCCACCGACAAAUACCACCGCACCAUAUUCACACCAGUACGCGACGCCGUUGCGUGGGGAUACCAAGCCCUUGGUGAUCGGCGGAUCUACGCGGCGGUCAUGCUCGUCGUUGCGCUGCUCAACUUUAGCAGUAUUGUGCUUGUGCUCCUGUUUUGUCAGAGGACACGGGAGCAAGAGGAGACUAGCAGGAGCGAGGAGGGGUUGGUCCAUGAAGGAGAGGAGAAGGUUGUGCUCAAGGAGUAG
Molecule: messenger RNA, 465 nt
Organism: Cutaneotrichosporon cavernicola
Lineage: Eukaryota; Fungi; Basidiomycota; Tremellomycetes; Trichosporonales; Trichosporonaceae
Exons: 2
Coding region: 1-465 (154 amino acids)
Source: RefSeq, a predicted model, not a curated record